UUUAAGGUCAAUGUAAAUAAAGAAUGUUUUCCACAUACAUACUACGAAUUUAGAGUACAUCAGUAGUUUAUUGUCAGUAUUAAAAGUGUUACAUAUCGAGAAAGUAUGAAUAGUUCGGAAUUGGAAUUUUCAAAUUUGUUUGGAACUGACGAUUUGAUGGAUCCAUUCUGCAAGGAAGACAAUCCAUUGAAAAUAACAUUCGAGGACAUUACUUCAGCUGCUUUUAAAAUUAAAGAGGGAGUAAUAAAUACACCAUGCGUGCAAUCCAGACUAUCCGAAAUGACAGGAGUGGAUCUUUAUUUAAAAAAAGAUUUUCUACAAGUAACAGGAAGCUUUAAGGAACGAGGUGCAAGAAAUGCUCUCUUAAAAUUAUCUGAGGAGCAGAAAAAAAUUGGCGUCAUAUCGGCGUCAUUAGGGAAUCAUGCAUUGGCCCUUUGCUAUCAUGGCUUAUCACUGGGAAUACCAGUGACUGUUGUAAUGCCUGUUGUGGCACCUAUAAUGAAAAUUGCAUCGUGUCAACAUUAUCGUGCUAAUGUUAUAGUUAAAGGCGCUGAAAUGGGUGAGGCAAAAAGAGAAGCACUGAAAUACGCUAAAGAGAAGGGAUUAAUCUACAUUAAUGGAUACGAUCAUCCGGACAUAAUGGCAGGACAAGGAACACUUGGCCUAGAAAUUGUGGAUCAAGUGAAAAAAAUUGACGCAGUCGUUGUACCAGUAGGAGGUGGAGGUCUUAUUGCCGGAGUCGCUUUGGCCAUAAAGACCCUACUCCCAAACGUUUCCAUAAUUGGAGUGGAAUCUGAGAGGUGUCCUAGUUUUCAUUUGGCUCGGGAAAAAGAUAAACCAACAUUUACUCCUACUCAAUCAACACUAGCUGAUGGUCUAGCUGUUCCAAUGGUUGGUUACAAUGCUUUCGCCACCGCUAAUCCUCUAAUUGACAAACUGGUGGUCGUUAAAGAGGAAUGGAUCGCCAUUGCAAUUUUGAGACUAGUGGAGAAUGAAAAAUGUAUUGUCGAAGGCGCUGGUGCUACAGGCCUAGCGGCAAUUCUCUCUGGACAACUGGACGAACUAAGGGGCAAAAGGGUCGUCCUACCACUUUGUGGUGGUAACAUUGAUACAACAAUUCUAGGUAGAUGUUUAGAAAGAGGACUCGCUGCUGAAGGACGUCUAGUUAAAUUUUCAGCCCAAGUUUCCGAUAGACCGGGAGGAAUUGCCGAACUUUGUACAUUACUGGCCAGUAUUGGGGUUUCGAUAAAAGAUAUUAUACACGAACGUGCUUGGAUAAUGUCAGACAUUUUCAGUGUUGAUGUUAAAGUUGUCUGUGAAACCAGAGACGCAGGACACGCUCAACAACUUAAGAUGAUUCUAAAUAAAAAUUACUCAAAGGUCAUCUUUGGAAUGGAUGACAUUUUUCCCCUUUCACCAUAGAAGAUUUAUUAUAAUUAUCGACCAAAAACAGUUUAUAGCAGAAUUUCUAAAAGUAAAAUAACUAAGAAUUGAAUUAUAGUUUAUUACAAUUUAUUUAUUGUUCUUAACAUAACUGAUGUACAAAUUGACAAUAGUGUUCUAAUGAUAAAGAAUAAACAUUUUUGAAAAACAAA
This is a messenger RNA of Leptopilina heterotoma, 1595 nucleotides long. RefSeq names its product L-threonine ammonia-lyase (gene Srr). Lineage: Eukaryota; Metazoa; Arthropoda; Insecta; Hymenoptera; Figitidae. The record is from RefSeq and is a predicted model, not a curated record. Bases 106 to 1422 code for a protein of 438 amino acids. Gene Ontology annotation, molecular function: L-serine ammonia-lyase activity; threonine deaminase activity. The transcript has 6 exons. Gene Ontology annotation, biological process: L-threonine catabolic process; L-serine catabolic process.